This is a messenger RNA of Aspergillus welwitschiae, 1765 nucleotides long. RefSeq names its product putative ubiquitin conjugating enzyme E2. The record is from RefSeq and is a predicted model, not a curated record. The transcript is spliced from 3 exons. NCBI's taxonomy places the organism in Eukaryota, Fungi, Ascomycota, Eurotiomycetes, Eurotiales, Aspergillaceae. The coding region runs from base 204 to 1556 and encodes 450 amino acids.
AUCCACCUUGCUGCGAAUCAUCUAUCGUUCUGCCGAGCUCUCACGGUCCACAAAGGGAUUCUCGUCCGUGUCACUCGCCUAGAUCGACAGGGGCAGCUGGACGAACAGACCACGGCACAACAAUUGGUUCCAAACGAACCUAACCUCUGCUAGCAACGCAACGCCUUCGGCCUCAAAUUUGAGGUCGACGUCAAUUAGCCAGUAUGGUAUCAUCUCUACGACGUCUCGCAGCGGACCAUGCAGCGUUGCACGAAGAACUUCCUCCCAACUAUCUCUUUCCCUCCGACGAUGCCUCUGCCGGGGACGACUUAACACAGCUCACCACUCUCCUGGCCGGGCCACAGGGUACACCAUACUCGCAAGGCCUAUGGCGAUUGCAUCUGAAGAUGCCGGAGGACUACCCCAAGAGCCCACCAAAGGCAACAUUCAGGACAAGGAUAUGGCAUCCGAAUGUGGAGGAAUCGACGGGUGCGGUCUGCGUGGAUACACUGAAGCGGGACUGGAAGCCCAACUUGACCUUGAAGGACGUUUUGAUUACAAUCUCUUGCCUCCUCAUAUAUCCCAACCCAGACUCCGCACUGAAUUCCGCAGCCGGCGCACUUCUCCAAGAGAACUACGAUGCAUUCGCCCGCCAAGCGAAACUAAUGACCUCCAUCCACGCUCCCGUUCCAUCAGAGUUAGCGUCAGCAGUAUCCGAGGCGAAAACAAGAGGCGAAGACGCCGACACAGUCAUCCCCGAAGAGCAAAUACCGUCCCGCUCACUACGACCACGGAAGGGAGCCAGAAUCGCCUCAGUUACUAUGAAAAAGCGAACUACUCGGAGAAGCGCUGAAGAGAGCUCAAGCUUACGAGCAUAUUCGCAUCAGCCCAGCACACCUAUUGAACAAGAAGCACAGCAACCAGAGGAACCUCAUGACACCCUUACCCUUGAUACGACCGUCUCCGACAGUGAAUCAGAAACAUCUACCAACGCCAGUAAAGAGAACGACCCUUCCCUAUCUCCUUCCCCAGUCCGACUCGCACCACCUAGCAUCCGCAAGAACGCUUUCGGGAAACGCCCCCUUUCCGUCCUAACCAUGCCCAUGGACGUGGACGAUCCCUUCGCCAUGGGCACAGAAGAAACAACAAUAGACGGCAUGUCCGCAUCCGAGAAGAACAUCGCAGCAAACCACCCUAGUGACCUCCCAGAACGCGGCCACUCCCCGCAGAGAAAGUCCCCGAAGCUGUCCGUACUCGACAAAGGCAUCAACUCAUCAGGCCGGAUACGCGAAGAUGUCCAGAUCUUCGAAGACGAUCCCGACCCUGCUGAGCUAGGCUUCAUCAGGCGAGCCAGCGGUGACGGCAAGGAAAAUCCCCGAGCCUUAGCCGGAUUGAAAGAUACCGACCCCGCCAUCCGGACGUCUAAUCCAAGCAAUCCCCCCACGAUCCUUGCCCCCUCAGCAUCGAGAUCCGUCUCCUCCGGCUCGGGCCUAUCAAAACCAAUCUUUGGAUCACGCAAAGUCUCGUCGUCGAAUGGCAAGAAAGCCAAACCUCGGAUCGGCAUUCGCAGACUCUAAGCUUAAUAACCACCACCACUGUUACUUAUACCCACGCCUGUAUCUUCUGAAUACCCUCUUUCUAAUCUCUUCCCGCUACCUCACUACAUAUACCAUACCACUACCACCGUUUAAUACCCAAACGAACAUAGCCACAACCACUCAUGAACACAAAUACUACGUGCAUUACAUUUCUUAACUGGAUUCAUUCAAGACAACCUCCAGUGUCA